Drosophila erecta is the source of this 3498-nucleotide messenger RNA. RefSeq lists its product as uncharacterized. The record is from RefSeq and is a predicted model, not a curated record. Bases 1492 to 3111 code for a protein of 539 amino acids. Lineage: Eukaryota; Metazoa; Arthropoda; Insecta; Diptera; Drosophilidae. The transcript has 6 exons.
AUACCGAAAGCGCCGUUGUUUUUUAGGGCGUUUUAGCCACCUUACUUCUUUGUGGUUGUUUGCCUAUCUACAUUGCCAUUUUGUAAAUCCCAUUGACCACUUGCACGUCCACGGAUAGAUGAUAUAGACGCGAAUUGGCCCGAACCCGAAGUCUGAACCCAAAACUCCGUUAGUCCUUUGUUGAUGGUAAUCGUGCAUUGGCGGAGAGAAAUCGAAAUCGUUAGCAUUCCGUAGAGGCAUUCGAGGCACGGAGCGAGCAUGUUCAGUAUCAGCGAGCUCUGUUGCAUGUUUUGCUGCCCCCCGUGUCCGGGUCCCAUUGCGGCCAAGUUGGCCUUCCAGCCGCCGGAGCCCACGUACAAAUUGACCCCGGCGGACGAUACCAACAUCCGGUACAACCUGCAGUUGUUCGACCGCGCCGAAUGGCAGUACUCAGAACGUGAGAAAUCGAAAGUGGAGGCCUUCUUUACGCGCACCUCGCGUGGCAACCUGAUCACCUGCAUCUAUGUCAGGUGCAGCAAGAAUGCCAAGUACACGCUGCUCUUCUCGCACGGGAAUGCAGUGGAUUUGGGCCAGAUGAGCAGCUUCUACCUGACCCUGGGCUCCCAGAUUAACUGCAACAUAUUUGGGUACGACUACUCCGGCUACGGAAUGAGUGGCGGCAAGCCCUCCGAGAAAAAUCUGUAUGCUGACAUAGAGGCAGCCUGGCAGGCAAUGAGAACCAGAUUCAACAUCAGCCCGGAGACAAUCAUCUUGUAUGGGCAGAGCAUUGGCACUGUGCCCACUGUGGACCUAGCCUCGCGUCACGAGGUCGGCGCUGUGAUACUCCAUUCGCCGCUGAUGUCCGGCCUAAGGGUCGUCUUUAGGAACACAAAGAGAACCUGGUUCUUUGACGCCUUUCCCAGCAUUGAUAAGGUGGCUAAAGUGAAGGCUCCGGUUCUGGUUAUCCACGGCACCGAUGAUGAAGUCAUUGACUUUUCCCAUGGCAUCGGAAUCUACGAGCGAUGUCCUAAGACUGUCGAGCCGUUUUGGGUGGAGGGUGCUGGGCAUAAUGAUGUGGAACUGCAUCCGCAUUAUUACGAGCGACUGCGCAAGUUUCUUUCGGUGGAACUCGUGAAAUGACAAUUAAAGAAUAAUGUGGACGGAGGCGUUAGUGACACUACAUCGGGUGUAAUAUCUAAUUCAAACCCUGCCGCCGGUAGUGCGUCCCUAAGUUCAAAACACCCGAACCCUGCUCCUGCAGCAGGAAGCGAAACAAGUAAAAAGAAUGUGGAUACAAAUGUCAAACGGAUUGAAAACGAUGGUGCCUCAAAUUCCAGCCAGAGUUCUACUAAAGCUCUCGAGCAGAAGUUUCUUUAGCAAAAACAGUCGGGCUCGUAUUCAAAAGCCCAACCCUUCUCACCACAGUUCCCAAACAGGGAACUAUCAAGCAAAUCGUGCGGAAACAGACAUAGCAAACAAAAUAGGAAAGAAGACCCCCCACCAUUAACUGAUAUGAAGUCGAACGGCUUUUUUGUUUCUCGAUUAAAACAACCAAAUAUUGCUCCAACACUUCCAGUACUCUCUCCACAUUCACCAAUGAAUGCUAAUAUACAUCUAAAUAGCCAGCAUACGCAACUCUCCGGUCGAUAUCUAAAUAACAAAGUGUCCCAACAAAUCGACGCCGAAAGUAUAAAAAGAGUGGCAUCAAACAGAUCUCUAAAGGACAGUCCAAACGUCUUAUCCAUUUCAUCAACUGUAAUAUGCAAUUGUGAGAAAGCCCACAAGUCGAAUGGGUCAGAAUCGGAAACAAAUGAGGAAAUCAAAAUUAAGCUGAGUUCAGAUACUGGUAGCAAGUCUACCAUUAGUAAAUUUAAAGACACAAAACUAUCUUCAGCAUUGGAAAAAAACGCAUUAGAUAAUUCAACCGAGGGGUGCUUGCAAUUGAAAAGUGUAAUUGGAAAGGAUACAAAAUCGCUGUCCCCGAGACUGGCGUUACAUAAGAGUGGUUUUCAACAGGCCAUCAUAAUUUCCGACGACAGUGAGAUCACGAAGUCUUCUCGAUUAGAUUCCCAAAAAACAAGGCAGCUCUCCACUAAUUCAGACAAUCAAUUUUAUCGACAGCUUACCCAUAAGAUUAGCAAAUCGGAGCAAACUUCCCCCAACAACUUGGAGCUAGACAAAGCUAACUUUCUGUAUGAUACGAACAAUAGGAGUACGGGCUGUUUGGUGUAUCCUUCGGAUCCAUGGAUAAAGAAUUCGCACAUUAAGAACAGCCUGUCCCCGAAAACGGAAAAGUAUUCAAACAACAUGCAUCACAAUAUCGAUCCGUGGGUCAAGAGACAAACAGACGCUGCUGGGGAAGUCUCACGGCUUCCCAAGAAAAAUAUCUACCGCGAAAAAUCCCUUUCUUCCAUAAACAACAAAUUAAUUUCCGCCAGAACUGAGAAAUCAAAGUGUGCAAAGCCGCAGUUGAAGCAUUCUAAAACGGAGCAGGACGACGAUCAAGUAUUUUUAAAUGAGCCAGGAUUACUUUUUGCUCCAUUCUCUCCACAAUAUCGCAAUACGCCGCAUAAAAUUUGGUCACUCGACCAGCCUUCUAAUGAUCUGAAAGCCAACAUUCAAAGCAAGUCAGCUAGUUUUUUACCGGACAAGGUAAAGGAGAUUUCCAGUCCAUUGCCGAACCAUAUUAGAAAAUCUGUACAACAAAACCAUGGUAAUUUGCUUUGUCCAAACGAUCAAGCAAGAUCAUUGCUUCAGGUAGAGAAAUUGCAUUCUAGACAUAGCUCCUUAUCGAUUCCCACUCAAUCACGGGAGGAACUGCCCCUUAAUAUCCGCCGACUGUCCGAGCAGAUCCGUGAACCGCCUUUGGAGAAGAACAUCUCUUUGUCCCUCAGCGAUCGUAACGUUAGUAAAAUUCCGACAUCUGAUGGCGUGGGUGAUGGUCACACAAUGAUGGCUUCUCACAAGACGGAAAAAUUUCAUGUGAGUAGGGAUGCCGCAGUGCAGAGUACCAGCCACCUUGAAGACUUUAUCUCCCUCACACGAGCCCCCAAAGAUUCCACAACUGUUAAUAAUGUAAACCCCUUUACGAGUACUUAUAAGCCUGAUCCACUUUUAGAAACCACCUGUUAAAACCGUUCGCUAGGAAGCCGAAAGCCGAUAUUAAAGUGUCUCUGCAUAGCUCAUUCAUAGGUCAUGAAAAUAUACAAAAUAUAAAACCACAAAAGCAUACAUAUAUGUCUUAUAUAUAUCAAUCGAAUCUAAAUAUGAGUAAUAAAAUAAACAAGUAAUAAAUAAUAAUUUUAGUAGUACCUUAAGUUUGAAAUUUUUACAGUGAUUUUGCAUUUAUAUUAAGUAACACUAUAAUGCCCUGCCAACAAUAUGGGGCUGAGUUCUAGGCUUAACUACAUUCGCAAGCAUAUAUAUGUGUGUAAUAGUGUAUUUUUUCCUCAUUUUAUUGUCAUUUUACAUAUUUGUUGUAAUACAUUUUAUAGUAAUAAAAUCUUUAUAAAGAGCUAA